Messenger RNA from Physella acuta, 321 nucleotides. RefSeq names its product prothoracicostatic peptides-like. The record is from RefSeq and is a predicted model, not a curated record. NCBI's taxonomy places the organism in Eukaryota, Metazoa, Mollusca, Gastropoda, Physidae.
AUGGGAGUAGAGGAUGGGAGGAGAGGAUGGGAGGAGAGGGUGGGAGGAGAGGAUGGGAGGAGAGGAUGGGAGGAGAGGAUGGGAGGAGAGGAUGGGAGGAGAGGAUGGGAGGAGAGGAAGGGAGGAGAGGAUGGGAGGAGAGGAUGGGAGGAGAGGAUGGGAGGAGAGGAUGGGAGGAGAGGAAGGGAGGAGAGGAGAGGAGGAGAGGGGAGGAUGGGAGGAGAGGAUAGGAGGGGAGGAUGGGAGGAGAGGAUAGGAGGAGAGGAAGGGAGGAGAGGAAAGGAGGAGAGGAUGGGAGGGGAGGAUGGGAGGAGAGGAUAG